AUGGAAGGCCCUGGAAUGAGUUUAUUUAAAGGUGCUGCAAGCAUUCACAUAAAUAAUAGUGCUCAAGAUAGACUAGAAGAACAAGAAGAACUUGAAGAUCAAAAAAGGCGGGAUGCAGAGUUAAAACAUAAACUUGCGAAUGCUUUUGAUGAUCUUCAAGAUGAUGACGAAGCAAGCUCUGUAAACAGCAGCGGAAACUGCACCUUGGACCAUACAAAUGCAAAUAAUAAACAAUUUGCAACAGACAACAAAUAUGGAACUGGCCUCUUACCAACAUACACUGAAUCCAUUAACACAUUUAAAGAAGGCAUGCCUCUGUCUCAUUCAACAAAAUUAUAUUGUGAUACACCUAAAAGUCAUCAUAUACAACACAUGAGGAAUCAAGAUGAGCCAGUAAAACUUCAAUAUAGUCCCUAUGGUGCAGGUGAUGGACAGAAUCAUUAUUAUCCACAAGAGAGAGAACACCUGAAUGGCUAUGGGACAGGACAAGGGUAUAACAAGAAUUAUGAACAACUUAAAGUUAUGUAUGAAGGCAGAGUGAAAGAGUUAGAGCAAUAUGCGGCUCAAAUGAAAAACUUAGACAAUGAGGUAGAAAGCUUACGAGCUCGCUUAGAAGCUGCCAUACAUGACAAGGAUAAAGCUGAAUUCUCAUUGCAAGAGGCACAUGCAUUACUUGCAUCAAGUAAGCAUAAGACAAUAGAGUUAGAACAGCAAGUGGGGUCGUUAACACAGAAAUUGAUGGAAAGUGAUGAAGAUAAAGAGCAAUUAAGGUUGGAGCUCCGGUCUGCGAAUAUUAGCUUACAAGAGAUACAACAAAGGUUGCAUACUAUGAAGGUGGCGCACACGCACGAUACGGACGCAUUAUUCAGAGAACAACAAGACAGGUAUAGAGAAGAAAUGGAUAGACUGCAAAAUGAUUUGAUGAAGGCAAAGAGUAGGCUUGAUGAAAAGGAUAGAGAAAUAAAACACCUAGAGAAGAGAUGUAUGGAACGGGAUAGAGAAAAAGAAGAGAUUUUAAUAGAGAAAGGUGCUACUAUAAAUCGGCUGGCCAAUGAAUUAGAAGCGGCACAGACUAGAUUGGUCAGUGGGGAGACAGCUCGGUUAAAGGAAAAAGUCAGCCAAUUGACCACCGAAAGGAAUUCUUCAAGGGAACAGGUUAAAGAGCUUGGGACCAAGCUCGAGGUUACAGCGCAAGAAUUAGUUCUCUAUCGUAACAAACUAGCAGGAUGUCAGCGAGAAUAUGAAAAUUGGCGAUCAACACUAAAUCAGAUUUUACAUGAAGUGUUGCCAGAUAAUAGUUUUAAUAUUGGCGAUGCACCGUCACCGGGGAAACUUGCAACCUUAAAGGAAAUAUUGAGUCGAUAUAAACUGCAAAUACAGAAGGUUGGACAACUUCAAGAGGAAAUUAAUAAAAGGGAAAGAAGAUUAGAACAACACAGAAAGCUAGAGUCUGAAUUGCGUUCGAAAUUAGAAGAACAAAAAGGUAUAGAGUUACAACUCAAUUCAAGAAUAGCGGUUUUACAGAAUAAAUUGGAAUUACUUGGAACACAUUCAGAUAGUGAAUUAGUGGAGACGUACAGAAAACAAAAUGAAAUGCUCAGAAAAGAGAUGGAAGAUGUCAAGAGCGAGAUGAAAAGUAUUGAAAUCAAAUACACCGAACUGGAAAUGGACUACGAGAAGUUGAAAAUUGAGCGAGGCAGCAGGGCGUCACUAGUGCAGGAAGCGAAUGCGGAUUUGUUAAGGGAAUUGGAAAACUACAGCGCACAGCUGAAAGACACGCUCAAAGAAAACGGCGAAUUGAAAACAUUGUAUCUGCAAGUAUGCAGUGCCCGCGAUUCUGUCUCACGGGAACUGAAAGACGUACGAACAAACAUGCAAAAAGAGAGAGAUGACUUCAGGAAGCAAGAGAAAGACUACAUAGAGCGGAUAGAAAGAGAAAAGAAACAUGCAGAGAAGUUGGCAGGAGAUUUAAGUAGUUCAAGGGAAGAGAUAGAAAGAGCUAAUAAGAGAAUAUCGGAGUUGCAAAAAGAGUUCACUGAUAAGCAAAAAGAGUUUACUGAUAAGUUGAAUAAGUAUUUGGAAGAUGAAAAGUCCUCUAUGCGUAAAGAGAUGGAGAACUGUCUUCAAUGCGAGACUCAACUCAAACACAUUAAGUACUUGGAGGAGCAACUUAAUAAGUGUAAUGUUAAAUUAGCGGCCCAAGAAAGCAACGAUGCUCUCAUGAAGGAAUUAAAAGCUAAAGCGGAAUUUUUCCAAAAUUACAUAAUGGAAAGGUUCAAGAAGAUUCAGGAUCAGAGGAAUGUGGGAACUAGCACUCAUGACGGAGACACAGAUUCUGGUACUGAAGAAGUAGUGCCUCAUGACGAUAUGGCUGCUGAGACCGCACUUAUGAUGAAAGAGAAGGCAAUACGCGACCAAAUUGCCGAGAAAUUCACCUUAGAAAUGAAAACAGUUGAAAUGAAUUGUGCGAGGCGUGUGAAAGAGAUAGAGAACGAACAAAUGUCAACUGUCACAAAAUUAAAAGAAUUGUUGGAAAGGAAGGCGAAGGAGGUUGAUACGUUGAAGGAAUUUAUUCUUUCCGAGCGCGGGAAAGUUACGCAGAUAUUGGAAGCAAAGGAAAAUGAGAUUUCAGUGCUUAUAAAAGAGCAUAAUGAGUUGCAAGCGGAGUGUCAGAGGGUGAAAGAUGACGUCAUUGAUUGGAAGCAAAGGGCAGAGAAGUAUAAGGAGAGGUUGUCGAGAUUGGGCUCAAUGGAAGAUAUUAUAAAGAAAGAAAGAGAAGACAUGAAAUUGAAAAGCAGUUCAUCCGUUAAAGAGUGUCAGAGUUUGCGAACGAAGUUAAUGGAAUUACAAUCUCAGUGUACGCAGUUGGAACAGAAGUUAAAUAAAUUACAAAAUGAAUAUCAAAUAAUUCAGGAUAAAUACAAGAACGCUAAAAAGACUGUCUAUACUUAUAAGGAUUACAUGGGGAAGAAAGACGAGCACAUAAAUAGUGAAAUGAGCAGGAUUCAAGAUGAGUACAGGAAGAUAUUCGUGAAGUUGCAGAACCAAAUCAACUACUUGAUGACAAAGGUACAUGAGGAGAGACGAGGGUCGAAAUCGCAGUAUCAGGAAUAUGAUUGCACGGAGAAAAUUAAAAAACUAAACGAAGAUUUCGCUCGACUCACCCAAAAUAAUUUCAACGGUCCAGACCUCAAUCAGUGA
Pieris macdunnoughi is the source of this 3201-nucleotide messenger RNA. Lineage: Eukaryota; Metazoa; Arthropoda; Insecta; Lepidoptera; Pieridae. The record is from the annotation of a GenBank genome assembly.